AGAAAAUAUAGAAAUAGAAAAAGACAGGGAAGAAGAGAAGACAGCUUAGCACAUCACAAGGCGACGGGGAGUGAAGGUUUUGGAUUUAAUCUCUCUGUGUCUUGUCUUUUUCUAUAAAUUUGUUAGCUCAUAACUCUCAGAAUAAACGAGUGAUACAUAAAUCUUCUUCUAUCUUCUCCAUUUCAUUUCUUCUUUGCUUUCACUAAUCUUAGGUAAUUGGUUGGUUUCGAUUCCCGAAGAAUCAUGAAGCAUAAAGAUGGAAAACCCAUUUCCCUACCUGAUAAGAGGUCCAAGGUUGUUUCCAUGGCCAUUAUGAUGGUUGUAUUGUGUGGUUUUUCGUUCUAUCUCGGCGGGAUCUUCUGUUCCGACAGAAACUUAGCUCAGACCAAUGAUGUUGUUACAAACUCUGUCUCGUCCCCCAAAGACCCCGCCGUUGCUCCUCUCCAGACUAAAUCCACCGCGUUCCCCGAGUGCAGCGCAUCCUAUCAAGACUACACUCCCUGCACUGAUCCAACCAAAUGGAAAAAAUACGGUGUUCAGCGCCUUAAAUUUAUGGAACGUCACUGCCCUCCUGUUUUCGAAAGGAAGGAGUGCUUAGUCCCACCCCCUGAUGGGUAUAAGUCACCAAUCAAGUGGCCAAAGAGUAGGGAUGAAUGUUGGUACAGAAAUGUACCGUAUGAUUGGAUUAACAAGCAGAAAUCUAACCAGAACUGGCUGAGAAAAGAAGGCGACAAAUUCUUGUUUCCUGGUGGGGGUACUAUGUUUCCUAGAGGAGUGGGUGCCUAUGUUGACUUGAUGGAGGAUUUGAUCCCAGAGAUGAAAGAUGGAACCAUUCGCACUGCUAUUGAUACUGGUUGCGGGGUUGCAAGCUGGGGCGGUGAUCUAUUAGACAGGGGGAUUCUUACUCUUUCUCUCGCCCCAAGAGAUAAUCAUGAGGCUCAGGUUCAAUUCGCGUUGGAACGUGGAAUUCCUGCAAUUCUAGGCAUUAUUUCUACUCAACGCCUUCCAUUCCCCUCAAGUUCAUUUGAUAUGGCGCAUUGCUCAAGAUGCCUUAUUCCAUGGACUGAAUACGGUGGUAUUUAUCUCCUAGAAAUAAACCGUAUACUUCGUCCUGGUGGCUUCUGGGUGCUAUCUGGUCCUCCAGUCAACUAUGAAAAUCGUUGGAGAGGGUGGAACACUACAGUAGAAGAUCAGAAAUCAGAUUAUGAAAAGUUGGAAGAACUUCUAACUGCAAUGUGCUUUAAAUUGUAUAAUAAGAAGGAUGAUAUUGCUGUAUGGCAGAAAUCUGCAGAUGGUAAUUGCUAUAGCAAGCUUGCAAAUCCUGAUGCCUAUCCACCAAAAUGCGAUGACAGCUUUGAACCAGAUUCUGCUUGGUACACUCCACUUCGUCCCUGUGUUGUUGUUCCCAGCCCAAAACACAAGAAGUCAGAUCUGGUAUCCAUCCCAAAAUGGCCAGAACGAUUGCAUGUUGCACCUGAGCGCAUUUCAGAUCUUCAUGGUGGAAGUGCUAGUACUUUCAAGCAUGAUGACAGCAAGUGGAAGGUGCGUGCAAAGCACUAUAAAAAGCUGCUUCCUGCACUUGGCACGGAUAAGAUAAGAAAUGUGAUGGACAUGAAUACAGUUUAUGGAGGCUUUGCUGCAGCUGUGAUUGAUGAUCCUCUGUGGGUCAUGAACGUGGUCUCUUCAUAUGCUGCCAAUACACUUGCUCUGGUUUUUGAUAGAGGCCUCAUCGGAGCUUACCAUGAUUGGUGUGAAGCAUUCUCAACAUAUCCUCGAACAUAUGAUCUACUUCACCUUGAUGGCCUAUUUACUGCUGAGAGCCACCGAUGUGAUAUGAAGUAUGUGCUAUUAGAGAUGGAUCGGAUUGUCCGGCCUAGUGGCUACGUACUCAUACGCGAAUCAACCUAUUUUAUAGACGCCAUUGCUACCGUGGCCAAAGGGAUGAGGUGGUCCUGCCGAAAAGAAGAUACCGAAUAUGGCAUUGACAAGGAGAAGAUUUUGGUUUGCCAGAAAAAGCUCUGGUACUCUUCUAAUCAAAGCUCAAGAUGAUGAUCAAGCCGAAAUACCCCGUUAAUCUUCCAUAUGGUAUUGAGUAGAAGCCAAUACAUCAGUAAAGUUCAAUACCUUCACCUGCAAAUUCAUCGAAUUCCAUAGAGGCCAAGAGGAGAAUAUAGCUAUACAAUAACAGUUAUAGUGCCGAUUAUAUAUGUAUUCUUGUAUUCUUUUUGUUUUUCAUUUUGUUUUUAUCUUUUCGGUCCUUGAUAUUGCUAGAAAGUAAAAUUCAAGGAGACUCACAAUCACACAUUGUGAUUUGUUAUUAAUGAAAUUUAUGUAUUCUUGGAAAUGUAAUCACUUAUUUUCAGGCAAGAUUAAAGACCAUUCUGUUUUGCUUCUCCA
Mercurialis annua (annual mercury) is the source of this 2397-nucleotide messenger RNA. RefSeq names its product probable methyltransferase PMT20. The record is from RefSeq and is a predicted model, not a curated record. The transcript has 8 exons. Gene Ontology annotation, molecular function: methyltransferase activity. Gene Ontology annotation, cellular component: trans-Golgi network; endosome; cytoplasm. The coding region runs from base 244 to 2049 and encodes 601 amino acids. NCBI's taxonomy places the organism in Eukaryota, Viridiplantae, Streptophyta, Magnoliopsida, Malpighiales, Euphorbiaceae.